AUGACAGACAACGCUCCUCCGUCUGCAGAGACGCUCCUCAACGGCGCCGCUGCCCACCCUCCCAAGACCGCCGAGGAAAUCGCCAAAGAAUACGAUCUCCUACCCAAGUUGAUACCCUACCUCGACCGUCACUUGGUUUUCCCUCUCCUCGAAUUCAUCAGCGGUCAGGAUGACGACAACCUCGAGAUCACUCGCUCCAAAUAUGAACUCCUCAAGCACACGAACAUGACGGAUUAUGUCGCCAACCUGUGGCAAGAGAUCAACAACUCAGACACCAUUCCCGAAGAGUUCGUGAAGAAACGAGAGGGCGUUCUCGCCAAGUUGCAGCAAUACCAGGAAGAUAGCGAAACGAUUACUGAGCUUUUGCAGGAUGAGGCUGUUGUUGGAAACCUUCGCAGCGACAAGGUUGCCAACUUGAAGUUCUUGGAAGAACAGCAUGGUGUUACCGUCGAGAUGGUCAACACUUUGUUCGACUACGGCCGAUUCCAAUAUAGCUGCGGUAGUUACGGAAAUGCUGCAGAGUUGCUCUAUCAGUUCCGUGUCUUGUCUACAGAUAACGACAAGGUCUCGUCUGCCACAUGGGGAAAAUUCGCUUGCGAGAUUUUGACUACCAACUGGGAAGCUGCCAUGGAGGAAGUGCAGAAAGUCAAGGAUUCGAUCGAGACCCGCUUGUUCAACAACCCUCUUGGUCAACUUCAACACCGUUCCUGGUUGAUCCACUGGUCCCUUUUCCCUUACUUCAACCACGAACCCGCUCGUGACGUUCUUACCGACCUCUUCUUCUCACCUGCUUACAUCAAUACCAUCCAGACCAACUGCCCGUGGAUCCUCAGAUAUUUGGCCGCCGCCGUUAUCACCAACCGGAGCCGCGCUCACAAGAACACCAGCAUGUACCAGAAACAAUUGAAGGAUUUGAUCCGGGUUGUUCGACAGGAAGGUUACGAAUACUCAGACCCCAUCACGGACUUCAUCAAGGCUCUAUAUGUUGAGUUCGACUUUGAGGAGGCUCAGAAGAAACUUGGAGAAGCAGAGGAAGUGUUGCGCAGUGAUUUCUUCUUGGUGUCAGCUGCAGACGCCUUUGUUGACGCAGCUAGACAUUUGAUUUCUGAGAGCUACUGCAAAAUCCACCAGCGUAUUGAUAUCAAGGAUCUCUCAACCCGUCUGGGCCUUGGUCAAGAUGAAGGCGAAAAGUGGAUUGUCAACCUUAUUCGUGAUACCCGUGUUGACGCAAAGAUCGACUAUAAGGAGGGAACCGUUAUCAUGAACCACCCUCCUCAAUCAGUUUACCAACAAGUCAUUGAGAAGACCAAGGGUGCUUUCUUCAGGACUCAAGUGUUGAGUGCGGCGGUUGCAAAAUAA
This is a messenger RNA of Talaromyces marneffei, 1359 nucleotides long. RefSeq lists its product as uncharacterized. Gene Ontology annotation, cellular component: eukaryotic translation initiation factor 3 complex; cytoplasm; nucleus. Lineage: Eukaryota; Fungi; Ascomycota; Eurotiomycetes; Eurotiales; Trichocomaceae. Gene Ontology annotation, biological process: translational initiation. Bases 1 to 1359 code for a protein of 452 amino acids. The record is from RefSeq and is a predicted model, not a curated record. The transcript has 3 exons. Gene Ontology annotation, molecular function: translation initiation factor activity.